AUGCUGCGGCUCGUAGCGGCUCUGUGUGUUGUCAGCUUUGGCGCCAUCGCUGAAGGCAGGGGAAAACCUCUGUUCCACUUCAAUGAUUGUGCAGCUGUUUCUGAAGAUACUGACCGUUGGCAGGCGUCCGUGACCCUCACCAAACCGCUGGAACUGAUUUAUGCCACAGGAGGGGAAGUGUCCUUCAUUCGUGACGACGGCCAGUUCAUAGAAAUAACCGGCACAAAACAAGCGCCAACUGGAUUGGUCUGUAUCGGUGUCAGUGGGAGGUACUCGGAAGAGCGACCAAGUGCCCAGAUUCACGUAAAGCCGCUACCCCGAACUGAAGUGGUCAACACCAGAGAAAUUAGAAGUAUCAGAGUUAGACGAGCCACCGAAAUUUGGCAUGUAGCUUCAUUCCCUGUAACCUCUGACAAAACUGCCAUUCUGAAACCUCUGGAGCCUUACCACAAUCUGUGGGGACAGGAUUCGCUGAGCAGCACCACCCGGCACUCCUCAGUAGGUGCCAUCACCGUCCAUUACGCAAAGGGUUCAUACUCAACAAGCUCAGGUGGCAAUAAAGGUCUCGGCUGGUUUAUCACUCCCACCCAACUGGGGUCUAACAACGAUGACCUCAUUCUGUCUUAUGACAUUUGGUUUGAGAACUUCGGCUGGGGCAAGAUGGGGAAAAUUCCAGGUCUGUUUGGAGGUGUCAGCGGGGAUGGAGCCUACGGGUGCGGGGGAGGUAACCACCCUGUCGGCUGCUACUCUUUGAGGCUCAUGUGGCGCGCAGGAGGUGACGGAGAGCUUUACGCUUAUAUACCUACAAACCAAGCUGCUGGGUUCGCUAACCGCCCAGAUGUCAUUGUCAACUGGGACUAUGGUCAUUCUAUUGGCAGAGGCAAAAUCAAAUUUCAGAAUGGGGUCUGGCAGACAGUUACCGAGCAAGUUCAUCUUAACACAAUCGGACACACAGAUGGCUGGGUGAAGAUCUGCAACCAAGUUCACGGUCAAGACCAGCAAUGCUACACGGCUAGCAACCUGCGCAUGCGCAAUGAGGCGAAUUAUCACAACCGGGGCAUCUUCUUCACGACUUUCUUUGGAGGCAACGACCCCGAGGAUGCUGCGCCUAACGACUGCCAUACUUAUUUCAAAGAACUGCACUUGCAAAUACCCGACGGUGCUGUAGUUGGGUAA
Messenger RNA from Candidula unifasciata, 1176 nucleotides. The record is from the annotation of a GenBank genome assembly. Lineage: Eukaryota; Metazoa; Mollusca; Gastropoda; Stylommatophora; Geomitridae.